Molecule: messenger RNA, 1077 nt
Organism: Apus apus (common swift)
Lineage: Eukaryota; Metazoa; Chordata; Aves; Apodiformes; Apodidae
Product: deoxycytidine kinase 2
Exons: 7
Coding region: 9-806 (265 amino acids)
Biological process (GO): nucleobase-containing compound metabolic process
Cellular component (GO): mitochondrion; cytoplasm
Molecular function (GO): deoxyguanosine kinase activity; ATP binding
Source: RefSeq, a predicted model, not a curated record
UCGGCGCCAUGUCCACCCCCGCCAAGCGGCACUGCUGCGGCCCCGCCGGUUCCCUCGACUCCAGCUUUCAGAAGCGCCUCCGGAAGGUUUCCAUCGAGGGAAACAUCGCUGCAGGGAAGUCAACAUUUGUCAAGCUCCUAGAGCAACACAGCGAUGAGUGGGAGAUCAUCCCUGAGCCCAUCGCCAAGUGGUGCAACAUCCAGACAGCUGAGGAUGAAUACCAGGAACUUUCAACAUCUCAGAAGAGUGGAGGAAAUCUACUUCAAAUGCUCUAUGAUAAACCCUCAAGAUGGGCUUAUACAUUUCAGACUUAUGCUUGCUUGAGCAGAGUGAGAGCUCAGUUAAAACCUGUCUCAGCCAAGCUACAGGAAGCAGAACAUCCAGUGCAAUUUUUUGAGAGAUCUGUGUACAGUGACAGAUAUGUAUUUGCUUCUAACCUGUUUGAAUCUGGAAACAUUAAUGAAACAGAGUGGGCCAUUUAUCAGGACUGGCACACAUGGCUUUUGAAUCAGUUUGAAUCGGAUAUAGAACUGGAUGGCAUGAUCUACCUAAGAACUACCCCUCAGAAAUGCAUGGAGAGGCUACAGAUGAGAGGAAGAGAAGAAGAACAAGGAAUUGAGCUUGAGUAUUUGGAAAACCUCCACUAUAAACAUGAAACCUGGCUUCAUGAAAGGACUAUGAGAGUUGAUUUUGAGAACCUUAAAGAGAUUCCCAUUCUAGUUUUGGAUGUUAAUGAAGAUUUUAAGAAUGAUAAGAUUAAACAGGAGUACCUGAUUGAUAAGGUCAAGUCUUUCCUGACUUCUUAAGAACAUGGAAAUUAAUUUAAACGACAAGUCCCUGAGGUUCAGGAAUUAAACCUAACAACCUGUGUGUCCUUGUAGUCUUUACUUUUAACUAAACCUCUAUAUUUUUUUAAGGCAAGAGUAAAGCACAAAAUACGGCCUGAGGCUUUUUUGCUUGUAUCUCCUGUGUGGGUUUUAGUAGAAUUUUUUGUAUAGUUAAACUGAACAAGUGUGAGGUGCUUUGAUAACGUACUUCGUGUAUAUUCUCUGCCGUUUAAUAAAGACUUAAAGAAUA